Messenger RNA from Phytophthora nicotianae INRA-310, 1194 nucleotides. RefSeq lists its product as hypothetical. Gene Ontology annotation, molecular function: protein binding. Lineage: Eukaryota; Oomycota; Peronosporomycetes; Peronosporales; Peronosporaceae. The record is from RefSeq and is a predicted model, not a curated record. The coding region runs from base 81 to 1055 and encodes 324 amino acids. Gene Ontology annotation, cellular component: extracellular region. The transcript has a single exon. Gene Ontology annotation, biological process: proteolysis.
GAUUGGAUUCGAAGCCUCCUUUUGUUCUGACCCGCACUUUCCAAUCUGCUCUUCAGCAUCCAAGACGCAAGAUAUCUGCAAUGCAAGUGACUGCACUCUUCACACUCGCUGCAGCAUUGGUUUCAUUCCUGACCCAGGCCGCCGUGACGGAUACGCACCAAUGCUACGUUGAGCCUGGUUUCGACUACGUCGCCAAUGACAUCGGCAACACGACGUCUUCGACUGCUGACGGUUGUUGCGCAAAGUGUGAAGCCACCACUGGUUGCAGGGCGUACUCCUGGACAGACUAUAAUGGCGGCACUUGCUGGCUCAAGAGAGGUCGCGGCACCAUCGUCGUGAACUCUAACGUCCAGUCGGCUACUUUGCAGCCUCUUGAGAACCCCGACGGCACCGGAGGUUGCCAGCUGGACGAAGGUAUCGACUAUGUGGGGAACGACAUCGGUAAUGUGCGCAUGCUCAAGCCACUAGGUUGCUGCAGUUCCUGCUUGCACUUCCCGGGUUGCCGCGCAUUCACGUUCACUACAUACAACGGCGGCACUUGCUGGCUCAAGAGCGCAAAGGGACCGAUGGUGGUAAAUCCUGAAGCUCGCUCCGCUCAGCCAUAUCUGGAAGCGCCCUCGUGUGGUCUCGAAUAUGACAUCGAUUACGUGGGCAACGACAUCGGUAGCGCUUCAGCCAGUAAACCACAAGAUUGCUGCGAUGUGUGCUCCAGGAAGGACGGCUGCCGCGCGUUUUCGUGGACCGAUCAGAAUGGCGGCACCUGUUGGCUCAAGAAUCGCAAGGACGGCACCAUCUCCAAGAAAGGUGUCACUUCGGCUCAAGUCAAGGCCAAUCCAGCGUCUCCAAGCUGUGCACUUGAACUGGAUGUGGAUUACAAGGGCAACGACAUCGGAAAUGCACCAAGCUCUGACCCGUACGCCUGUUGCUCCAAGUGCAUGGCCAAGAGCGGUUGUAACGCUUUCUCGUGGUCGAACUACAAUGGUGGGACAUGCUGGUUCAAGAGUGCCAAGGGCGAGACAGAGAGUAAGGUUGGCGUGAAGUCCGCCAUCGUCUAGACUCGAUAGUCCAUGGACUACAAGUUCUGCCAAUUCCUUACCUCGCAUGGUGCAAUCAUUUUUAUACGAACAUUUGAAUUCGAGUAAAGCAAUUUUAAUUUCAUUAAAUUCUGAUGGUCUCAGCUAAUUUUUGCUCAAU